Puccinia graminis f. sp. tritici CRL 75-36-700-3 is the source of this 2701-nucleotide messenger RNA. RefSeq lists its product as uncharacterized. Lineage: Eukaryota; Fungi; Basidiomycota; Pucciniomycetes; Pucciniales; Pucciniaceae. The record is from RefSeq and is a predicted model, not a curated record. Bases 196 to 2397 code for a protein of 733 amino acids. The transcript has 12 exons. Gene Ontology annotation, cellular component: endoplasmic reticulum. Gene Ontology annotation, molecular function: phosphatidylinositol-4-phosphate phosphatase activity. Gene Ontology annotation, biological process: phosphatidylinositol dephosphorylation.
CGGAGUGGGUGGCGGGUGGUGGCUGGUGGGGUGGUGGUGAUCGAAAAAGAGGUCAACAGGGGUUUGAGCACUGGCCAUCUCUCCACUGACUCCUUCCACUUCCCCCAACAGUAACACUCCUAUCCUCUCAUCUCCUAGUAACAUUGACCAUACUCAUACUUCCUUCAACAAGAGAGAGAGAACCUUAGAAACAAAAUGACAAACAAUAACAAUCUCGGAAUCCACUCUAGUCUCAACCUGUAUAUCUCCGACCAAGCGUAUGUGCUCACAUCAGCUACCGACAACCAGAGUCAAUCAUUGACGAUCAAUCGGAAAGACAGUCAGAUCUCGCUCUCGUCGCCAGGUCCGCCAGAGAAAUUCGACCGAUUGGUUAAUAAUGUGGCCGGUCUUUUAGGGAUCAUACGGUUGAUGAAGUCGGACUAUUUGGUCCUGAUCCAAUCGGCCCGCAAGGUGACGAAUGUAUUCAAGACGGCAGUAUACACGCCGAGCAAGUUUGCAGUGUAUCCGAUCUCGCUGGAGCCGAACCUCAGCAUCCUAGAGAACAGCGACGAACGAUAUCUGCUCUCGGUCCUCAAGGCCCAUCUCGACCAUGCGCUUGACAAAACCUUCUUCACGUAUCUCUCCAAGACUCAUCCCAACGAUCCCGAGCCUUGGAAUCUCACCAACUCACUCCAACGACAAGGCUCGAUCACCAAACAAAAUAAGCAGGCUGAUGGAGCGGUCUCUGAUGAGCAGCAGGAGCAGCCGCCGUGGAAGACUUCUGAUGAUCGCUUCUUUUGGAAUAAGUUCAUUCAGACUAGGUUUAUUGAACUCGCUUCUCAGCCGAAUGGCAAUCAGGCUAGCAAGUUCAUUUUACCGGUGAUUUUUGGAUUCUUAGAAUUCAAAUCAGCCGUGAUCAAAGGGAAACGAUUCACAUUUGGGAUAGUAUCCCGAAGAUCGCGAUACCGAGCAGGGACGCGGUACUUCACACGAGGGAUCAAUUCCGAAGGGGAUGUUUCGAACUUCAAUGAGACCGAGAUGAUCAUGACCACGUUCCCUCCCAACUACAAUACUCAAGCUAAUGGUCCAACGGAUCCUGGUAAUGGGAGAAGCUUCGUUAAGGCUGGCUUCGUUCAAACUCGUGGCUCGGUACCCCUCUUUUGGACUGAGAUUAAUAACUUGAGGUAUCGUCCGGAUUUAAAAAUCAUCGAUCUACCCGAAUCAUUGGAAGCUAUGAAGGCACAUUUCGACCAACAAGUCUCGAUCUAUGGUGAUCAAUAUUUGUUCAAUUUGGUGAACUCUAGUGGCUAUGAAAAAGCGGUGAAAGACGGCUAUGAAAGAGCAGUCAAAGAGUUAAAUAAUCCGAGAGUUCAUUACACCUAUUUCGAUUUCCAUCAAGAAUGUAAAGGCCUCAGAUUCGAUCGAGUGCAGAUCUUGAUCGAUCAAUUGCACGAUCAAUUGGUCGACCAAGCGUAUUUCUUUCAAGAGUUCUCGGCGGGUCCUAGCUCUAACCCGGCUUCAAAAGUGCAGAAAUCUGUUGUUCGAACUAAUUGCAUGGAUUGUCUUGAUAGAACUAAUGUUCUCCAGUCUGCUCUGGCUAAAUGGGUUUUGACUUUUCAAUUGAAACAAGCUGGGAUACUGGAAGAAAAUGAGAGCUUAGAUAAAUAUCCUGAUUUCAUGUUCUUAUUUCGUAAUCUAUGGGCGGACAAUGCGGAUGGAGUAUCGAAAUCGUAUUCAGGAACGCCAGCCUUGAAGACGGACUUCACACGACUAGGCGUCCGAACCAAGAAGGGAGCGUUCGAUGACGGGGUCAACAGCUUGAUGCGAUAUGUCAAGAAUAACUUCAUGGACGGACCUCGCCAAGAUUCCUAUGAUCUGUUCACCGGUGCUUGGCGUCCUCCUGUCUCGGACGACCCUCAAGCUACUCAACCACUCCAUGAUCAGCAUCUCUUUAAGGGCCCUUAUGAUCACCAUCUUAUUCAGGCUAUCGUGCUCGGUUUCGUGAUUUUUUUGCUGAUUUUUAUAUCUGCAACGUUUACCCAAAAACGAUCACUAAAAUUAGCGAUAAUCUCACUAAUAAUUUUAAGUUUAAUCACCCGAUAUAUCUUCCAACAUGGGAUGGAAUUUGUGAACCAACCGCGGCUGAAGGGCUCAACCACUAAUGCGACCAGACAUCGGAUCCUGUCAUACAAUGGCCCGAGUUCCCGGAUCUUCCAGUCUUCUCAACAUGGAAGAACGAAGAUCAACUUCGAUCUGUUUGAUCACUUCGUCUCUCUUCUCUCUACUAAUAACCAUCAUCAUCUUAAUCCUCCUCCGCCCCAUAGUAGUUCUACGGCCGCUCCUCCUCUCAGCUCCUCCAUCAGCGGUCCUAAUCAAUCUCAUGUUCUUGAUGAGGAUAAAAAGAAACGAUUGGAUUGAUCUUUUGAUCAUUUGUUUUUUUUACUCUUUUCGAUUGUAUGAUUACCUUCUUCAUUAUCUUAAUUUAUCAUCCAUCUUUGUAUAUGCCAUGAUUGAGUGAUCCUAUUCUCCAUUCACUCUGGUCCUUUUUUCUUUGUGUCAGAUAAUAAUGCUCUUCGAGAUACGUUUGUUUCUUUGGUGAUCAUUUGUUUUUGCUUUAUAUUUGUCUGAUAUUUAUCAUCAUAGAUUGCAGCCAGUUUUUCCGUUAUUUUUGUGGCACAAAAUAUGCAUUUUUUCUUUUAAUGGCAUUUUAAGUAGAGAGAGA